This is a messenger RNA of Phragmites australis (common reed), 4700 nucleotides long. Its product is annotated as DNA-directed RNA polymerase V subunit 1-like. Gene Ontology annotation, cellular component: RNA polymerase II, core complex. Gene Ontology annotation, biological process: DNA-templated transcription. Gene Ontology annotation, molecular function: DNA binding. The record is from RefSeq and is a predicted model, not a curated record. NCBI's taxonomy places the organism in Eukaryota, Viridiplantae, Streptophyta, Magnoliopsida, Poales, Poaceae. The annotation marks the transcript as partial. The transcript has 16 exons.
UGUUCAUUGCUUCAACCUUCUUCUUCUUCUUCUUCAAGUGUUUCAGAGUUUCUGCUCGUUUUGCGUCGAAUAUUUGUGUUCUCUUCUGAUAAAUUUCGUCUCUCUGAUGACUCGUCUCAAGGUCAUUUCGGUUUCAUCGAGCUGCCGGUGCCCAUUUACCACCCGAGCCAUAUCACCGAGCUGGGGAAGAUACUCAACAAGAUCUGUCUCAGCUGCCUCCGGCUCAAGAACGGCAAGCUCAAACGCAAGGGUGCUGGGAAGGAAAGCAAAUUCACUUCAUGCUCAUAUUGUCAGGAUCUCCCACCGCUAUGUGUUGCAGAAGUCAAGAAAUCAAAUGGCGCUCGUAGCUUGGAACUGAGAGCAUCAUUACAGGAAGAAGUCGGGGAUGGAUUUUGGAGCUUCCUUGAUCAGUUUGGCUUCUGCACAAGGCGUAACACUCACAGCCGUCCUUUACUCCCAAAAGAGGUUCAGAACAUAAUGCAGAAGAUCUCCCAAGAAACAAGAAGAAAGCUUGCUGCUAUGGGAUACAAUCUUCAGGAUGGAUUUGUCAUGAAUUACAUGUGUGUUCCACCAAAUUGCCUGCACAUAUCAAAUGUAUUAGAUGACAACAUAGCCAUGUGCCCUCCUGACACAUCAAAAAGCUUGUUACGGAAAGUCCUACGUAAGAUAGAACAGAUCAAUAGCUCAAUUAUUGGCCACCCAAACUUCCAAACACGUGAGAUAGGGGAAGAGAGUCUUCAGGUAGCUGUUGCCGAUUACAUCAAUAUGAGAGGAACAGCACAGGAUUCCCAGCAUGUCACCUUUACAAGACAGCCUGCACCAAAACAGUGGCAGCAAAAGAUGAAGACACUCUUCAUCAGUAAGAGUUCAAGCUUCUCGUGCCGUGCAGUGAUCACUGGUGACCCAUACAUUGGUCUUGAUAUAGUAGGGGUGCCUGAUGAAAUAGCAAGAAGAAUGUCAGUAGAAGAACAUGUCACAGACUACAACAUUGCUAGACUGCAAGACAUGAUGGAUAAAGGACUAUGCGUGACGUACAGAGAUGUCAAUUCCAACACAUACGCCUUGGAUGUGGGGGAAGCAAAUAAGAGACGCACCAUGCUGAGGGUUGGUGAAACUGUAAACCGUAGAGUCCUUGAUGGGGAUCUGGUCUUCCUCAAUAGGCCACCAAGCACUGACAUGCACUCGGUUCAAGCCGUCUAUGUCCAUGUCCAUGAUGAUCACACCAUAAAGAUCAACCCGCUCAUCUGUGGCCCACUUGGAGCAGAUUUCGAUGGUGACUGUGUUCACAUUUUCUUCCCAAGGUCAGUUUCAGCAAGGGUUGAAGCCACAGAGCUCUUCACUGUGGAGAAUCAGCUGGUGAGCUCCCAUAAUGCGAAGCUGAACUUUCAGUUCAAGAACGAUUGCUUGCUAGCACUGAAGACGAUGUCUGACAGAAGGUAUUCUAGAAAGGAGGCAAGCCAGAUUGCCAUGUUCUCGUCAGCGAUAAUCCCGCCUGGUGAUCAUUAUUGGACUAUUCCUCAGAUUCUGCAGACUACGGAUGCACUAGCAGAAUUACCAAACCAUCCAAACAAAGAAUCCAUCAAAGCCCUAGUUACGGCCAUCGUCUCAUCAACCCUUUCAGACAAGAGUCCAAGGGAGGCCAUAAAGCUUCUGAAUCUUCUGCAGCCCCUACUAAUGGAAUCAUUGUUUAUGGAUGGUUUCAGCAUAAGCUUGAGUGAUUUCAAUGGCCCGAGUGCAAUGCUGAAGGAAAUUCAAAAUAGUUCAGUUGAGCUCAACAAGUUCAGAGCAUUAGUUGUGGACUUCAUUGCUCAUUUUUCUGCCCUUGGUCUGUUGGUUGAUCCUAAAAGCGAUUUGUCCCUGAAGAAAUUAGUUGAGCAGCUUGGUUUCUUGGGACGUCAACUGCAAUAUACUGGAAGGCUAUACUCUAGCAACUUAGUGGAGGAUUGCUACGAGUUUCUGAACAAGUGUCGCGGGAGCACCAAAUGUUACGAUCCUUUAGAGGCAAAGGGUGUUGUCAAGAGUUCAUUUUACAGUGGAUUAAACCCAUACGAGGAACUGCUCCAUUCGAUAGAGGCAAGGGAAAAGAUAAUACGCACCUCUAAAGGGCUAGUGGAACCUGGCGGUCUGUUCAAGAACAUGAUGGCGAUACUCCGAGAUGUUGUAGUAUGCUAUGAUGGAACCAUAAGAACGUCAUACAGCAAUUCAAUUGUACAAUUUGACUCGAAGAAUGUAUCAAGUUAUAUGACACCAGGAGAUGCAGUUGGUAUCUUGGCAGCCACUGCAGUUGCAAAUGCUGCAUACAAGGCAGUGCUAGAUCCAAAUCAGAACAACAUGGCCUCGUGGGACUCAAUGAAGGAAGUACUUCUUACGAAAGCUAACUCAAAAACUGAUAUAAAUGACCGAAAGGUAAUUUUGUACCUGAACAAAUACUCUGGUGUAAUCAAUGCAGUGCAAUCCUGCUUAAAGAGGAUCAAAGUAAAGGAUUGUGCCACUGAGGUCUCCAUCAAGUAUCAGCAGGAAACAACUCAAGCAGCACAUUGCCUGGUUGGUUAUAUUCACCUCGAUAAGGAGACACUAAAUCAAAUGGAGGUAACUAUGGGGAGUAUUAUUCAAACAUGCCAGGAAGCUAUUGUUAAACAAGUAAAGAAAAGGGGGAAGAUGAUGCAAAUUAUGACGAGGAGUAAUAUAAUUUUAAGUGAAUGUUUGUGUGACGAGGAUCCAGGUGAUGAGAAAGCCUUGCAAGUUUCCUGCUUGCAGUUUUUCCUAGAUGCAAGCAUUGCCACAGGACUACAUGAAUCUACUGUUGUCCAUCUGAUGAUCAAUACCAUUUUUCCUAUACUCUUGGAGACGAUAAUAAAAGGUGAUCCUCGAGUCCAAAAGACUAAGAUAAUAUGGGUUGAACUUGAACCAGAAUUACCAUGUUGGGUCCAGAAUUCCAGUGCAGAGCACAAGGGAGAACUGGCACUAGAAAUCACAGUGGAAAAGGCCGCAGCUGCAGAGAAUGGUGGGGCCUGGGGAGUAGCAAUGGAUGCGUGUAUCCCUGUCAUGGAUCUGAUUGACACUGCCAGAUCUAUGCCCUACAGUAUCCAAGCAGUUGAACAAGUGUUUGGCAUUUCCUGCGCCUUUAAUCGAGUCACGCAGCACCUUUCCAAGGCCGUUGGAAUGGUUACAAAAUCAGUUCUCAAAGAGCACCUAAACACUGUUGCAAGCAGCAUGACCUUCACAGGUAGCUUGCAUGCCUUCAAUAGCUUGGGUUACAAGGCCACAUUCCAAUCCCUGAAGGUUCAGGCACCAUUUACAGAAGCUACACUAUAUAGACCAAUGCAAUGCUUUCAGAGGAGUGCAGAGAAGAUCUACUCCGAUCAGCUGGACAGUGUUGUCUCAACCUGCUCUUGGGGCAAUCAUGCAGCAAUUGGGACCGGCUCAGCUUUCAAAAUCCACUGGAACAAUGAGAACCAGUCAGCAAGCAACGAAAUACUCGAAGGCUAUGGUUUAUACGACUUCAUUGCAACAGUAGGAACAAUAGGAGCUACUGAACACAAGGCAGUUACUCCCCAUAGUUCAUGCUUGUAUGACGUUGACCACCUUCCAGAGGAUGAAGUUCAAGAGGAAGAAGUGGUAUGGUUGGGAGGAAACAGUCUGAUCCCCUGGACAGACAGGCCAAAAGCUGACUCCCGGCGGCGUGGUUUCAAGGGUAGGAGGCCUGGAAUGCACAGCACCACACAGGAACAUCAAGGAAUGCAAACUAAGAGUAACUGGAACUCGGUUGCAAACUGGAAAAAUGAUAAGCCAAGUUGGAGCGAGGGAAAUGCCAGGGGUCCUCCGCAUUCUGGUUUCGCUGGAUCAACUAGUACCAGUGGAUGGAGCAAGAGACGGUUUACCGGACUAGUGUUUGAGAGAAAGCAACGAAAGCGUAGCUGGGGUUCAACUGCAACACAGCAAGAAGAUAAGCCAAGUGGGUGUAGAGAAAAUGUUGCGGAUGCACAGAACUUUGGCAUUGCAGAAUCAUCUAGCUCAGGUGGAUGGAACAGGAGGAUUAGUACUUCUGGUCAAGGUGGCGGUAGAGCCGUGUGGAAAUCAGAGGGAUCACGCCGUGGAGGCAGUAACAGCAGGAACUGGAAAGCCCAGAAAAACAGCAGUGCCAGACAAGGAGGGAGUUAUAAUUUCACACCAAUGGAGCAGCAGAUAUAUGUGCAAGUCGAACCAAUCAUGAAGAAUGUAAAGAGGAUCAUCCGUGAAUCAAGGGAUGGCAUUAAGCUUUCUCCAGAAGAUGAGACGUUCAUCGUCAGAAAUAUUCUCAUGUACCACCCAGAGAAGGAAAAGAAGAUAGCUGGUCAGGGCAAUUACAUUAUGGUUGCUAAGCACCAACUUUACCAUAGCAGCAGGUGCCUGUACGUUGCAUCCUCAGAUGGAAUAUGUUCAGAUUUCUCCUACAAGAAGUGCCUAGAAAACUUCAUCAGGAUUCGCUACCCAGGUGCUGCAGAUUCGUUUUGCAGAAAGUACUUCAAAUGAUGAACCAUAGCCUGCUGAUUUGCCCCAGUGGUGCUUGCUUGCAGUAGUGCCAUAUUCUAAGCCCCUGGAGUGAGCUGCACCCAAUUCCUGCUACAAUGUUGCCUUUGAUGUCCACUAACUUUAAUGUUCUUGAAACUUUUGUAACUGUGAUCUUAUUUCUGAACAGUAGCAAACAAAAAUAUAUGUAU